AAAAGAGAAGAGAAGCACCGAGAAGCCGCCUCCUUCCAUCCAUCGCCUCCAGCUCUGCGCUCCGUGACAGCGGCCGGUCGUCUCGUCCAGCGGUUAGGCUUUUCGGAUGGGUGGUGAAGUGAGGUCCUCCGAGGGCAGAGAAGAAACCGCCGCGUCUCUUCAGCAUGAUGUCUGAUGUGUGCCCGUCUCCUGUCCCGCAGUGUCCUUCAUCUCAAGACUCGUCUCCUCCCCGCCGGGUUCUGGUGUCCGUGAUCAAGGCGGUAUCUCCGUCCUCCGCCCACACACCUCUCAAGCCCCGCCGCCCGCCCUUUUCCACCGGGACCCCGGGAUCCGCUCAGCUGAGCCCCGUCCCGACCAGCCCCGGCUUUAGUGACUUCAUGGUUUAUCCGUGGCGAUGGGGAGAGAACGCGCACAACGUCACCCUGAGCCCCGGACCGCCGGCCAGGCACCAACCGCCUCCCCCCGAGCCCACUGUCCAUGAUGUGGUGAGGACCGGAGCCGCCGGGGGCGGCAGUGGCUCGGAGGACGCCUCUCUGAGGGAUGGGAUUAGACGUGGCCGUCCGAGGGCUGAAACGGUUCGAGACUUAAUAAAUGAGGGAGAGCACUCUUCCAGCAGAAUCCGGUGCAAUAUUUGCAACAGAGUGUUUCCACGUGAGAAGUCUUUGCAGGCUCAUAAAAGGACUCACACAGGUGAACGCCCUUACCUUUGUGACUAUCCUGACUGUGGGAAAGCCUUUGUUCAGAGUGGACAACUGAAGACACACCAGCGCCUUCACACAGGAGAGAAGCCAUUUGUGUGCUCAGAAAAUGGAUGUAUGAGCAGAUUUACACAUGCAAAUCGUCACUGCUCCAAGCAUCCUUAUGCAAGACUAAGAAGAGAAGAGCCAAGCAACAAAGGAGGCAAGAAUCAAGUUGCUAAUAACAAAGAUACAGAGUGGUUGGCAAAACACUGGGACAGGCAGGAACAGCUGCCACCCACAUUAAAGAUGAAAUCUCUUCAGAAAGCAGACCAAGAGCAACAGGACCCUUUAGAAUAUCUUCAGUCUGAUGAAGAUGAGGAAGAUGAAAAGAAUGGGCCUCACUCUGCUGCCCGUCGUUGCCUGCAGGAGCAGCGUGAACGUAUGCAUGGCGCUCUGGCUCUGAUUGAACUAGCCAACUUGGCUAGUGCACAGUUGCGCCAGUAACCGUGUUGAGGCGUACGAAAUGUCCUACCCUGGCAGUAUAAAUGCCUUAACUUUCUAUAAGGGGAAUACUUUUCAGUGUGUGCCUCUUCUAGCUGAAGCAAAAGGUUAUUGAAUACCGCUCUGGGUUAUAAGCUAAGCACCUUAUUUGCUUAACAUAGGCUGCUAUCCUGUAGAAUUUUUUUUAAAUGAAGAAUGUUGUUGCUUCCAGACCCUGGAAGUAAGAGAAUUGCACUUUUUAUGGUAAAGAUAGUUGUAAAGUGUUUUUAUAUAAAUAAUAUUUUGUAAAUACAGAACAGAAAAAAGCAAGGACUGUUUCUGCAUCUGUGUGAAAAGCUGGAUUUUACAAGCUUAAAGGGCUAUUCCCAUCUCUGACAUUGCUAGGAUAUGCCAUCAAUGUCAGAUGGGAGCAGGACCUAGCUCCAGAACUCGGCCCCUGAAGUGAAGGGGAGCACAACACUCGCUGCUAUGAGAGCUCAGUCCUUUUCAGAAGUCCCACUGCACGUGUGCUGUCCUUCACUUUGCAGGCCCUGCUCUGGAGAUGGUAGCACUUGUUCCCAUCUGAUAUUGAUGCCCUAUCCUAGCGAUAUGCUGUCAGUGUCUGAGAUGGGGGGGAACCUGUUUAAAGGUUUCUUGCAUUAUACAUUUGUCCUAUCCUUUUGCGCAGGGGGCUGAGUUGUCGCACAAGACACAGCCCUAUGGACACAUUGCAGUGCUCUCUGCUGAUCUCAGACCUCCAUCAAUCACACAUUGCUGGACUGUCCCAAGGAUAUGCAUUCAAUGUAUAGACCUACAAAACCAAUUAGGUCACCUUUCUUUAAACGUGUCAGUUUGUUUUUCUUUACCUCUUCUAAGACUCAACAGACAACAUUCUUCUCUCUCGUUACCAGAAGACUGAAGCUCUGGUUUUCUGUCUAUCAAUACUUUUAUACCUGAAGAAAAUGGUAUACACAUUAAGCUUGUAAAAUAGGAAGUUGCCCAUGAAAUGGACACUGAUGUAUGAAGGCACUUGUUUUAUUAAAGGGGUUGGGUAUUGACGUGGUGGUAUUGAUUUUAGUAAACUAUUUUUAGAUGACCUGCGAACACUAAAUCCUAAUAUUCAGCUUUUAGUUUUCUUUUUCAAUGUUUGCGAGCUGCCAGACUAUGUUACUGUUUGCAUAUUGCCUCAAAGCCACUUUAUUGCUUUAGCAUGCCCAGGUAUGUGUGAUACAUGACUCAUUUAUUGGCUAAUUACUAAAGUGUUUGCUGUAAGAUAUUUUAGCAAUAACUCGCAUCGUACAAUUGAAGCAAGUAAAAUUCUUAAUCCAGUGUCCUGUGUUUAAACUGAACACAUUAAGGGUCCAUUUACAUGUCCAUAUGUGUUUUGCGGAUCAGUGACAAUGUGCGUUCCGCA
Messenger RNA from Bufo bufo (common toad), 2574 nucleotides. RefSeq names its product zinc finger protein 367 (gene ZNF367). The transcript has 5 exons. The record is from RefSeq and is a predicted model, not a curated record. Bases 165 to 1184 code for a protein of 339 amino acids. Gene Ontology annotation, molecular function: ionotropic glutamate receptor binding. Lineage: Eukaryota; Metazoa; Chordata; Amphibia; Anura; Bufonidae. Gene Ontology annotation, cellular component: cell-cell junction. Gene Ontology annotation, biological process: homophilic cell-cell adhesion.